Molecule: messenger RNA, 2335 nt
Organism: Melanotaenia boesemani (Boeseman's rainbowfish)
Lineage: Eukaryota; Metazoa; Chordata; Actinopteri; Atheriniformes; Melanotaeniidae
Gene: ece2a
Product: endothelin converting enzyme 2a
Exons: 4
Coding region: 243-977 (244 amino acids)
Molecular function (GO): S-adenosylmethionine-dependent methyltransferase activity
Source: RefSeq, a predicted model, not a curated record
GGAGGAUGUGUCUCUUUGUAAACAAAUUCUUCUAAAAGCUUCUAUUUUACACAUGACUGAGCAUAGUUUUCAACUGAGGUUAAAGUUGUUGUGUAUGUAUAAAUGCAAUAAGCUCACACAUACUGUCCGGGGACUAUUUGUUGCUCUCACAACACGUGGACUUAUUCGGAGUGAAGUACCUGGGUAACAUUUUACUGCUUGCGGAGGUGCUGAAGCUUAGAAGUUCGUAACUAACAAAAAUUAUGGACUACCUGCCAGACAACAACUCCAGAUACAAAGAAGUCUCCUACUGGGAUGAGCGAUACAAGACAGAGCAGUGCUAUGACUGGUUGGGAAGCUUUUCCAAAAUCCAACACCUCCUGGAAAAAUUAAUCAAGAAAGAAGAUUCUAUACUGAUACUGGGUUGUGGAAACAGCAGCAUGAGUGGUGACAUGUACAGCGCCGGCUACCACGCCAUCACCAACAUAGAUUACUCCUCAGUGUGCAUCAGUACUAUGAGUGCCAGGUACAGCGGCUGUCCCGGUAUGACCUGGCAGCAGAUGGAUGUUCGCCAGCUCUCUUUCUCUGACGCAUCCUUUGAUGUUAUCCUAGAGAAGGCCACGUUGGAUGCGAUAAUGGUGGAUGAGAAAACACCAUGGGAGGUAUCCCCUGAAACUGCUUGUUUCAUUCACCAAGCGCUCACAGAGAUUAGUCGCUGCUUGAAACCCGGAGGCCGGUUUGUCUCCAUCACCUUUGCCCAGCCCUUCUUCCGGAAGCGCCUCUACGCUCGAGCCCAGUACAACUGGUCAAUCAAACAUCAGAGUUAUGGAGAAGGCUUUGAAUAUUUUGUCUAUGUAAUGACCAAAGGAGAGGAGCUCAGCCCAGAAGAUGCAGCUCUGGAACAAAAGCUACUUGAAGACAGCAAAUCUCCAUCUGCCCGUAUGACCACAGCACAAAAUGAAGACAAGGAGGAUUUCCUGUCUAAUAUCGAUUUAUAAGAUAACUGGAAUAUCUUCACUAUGUAAUCUCAGGAACACAUUCUCUGUAAGGUUGCCUUCAUAAGCCCACCAUAAUGUGUGAUGGUGAGUUGAGGAAAUCAAACCUCUCAGCCUUGUGAUAUUCAGCAGAAAAUUCUUGUCCCAACUUUUAACUGGUACAGAUUUUUGUGGAUAUUUUUUUAAAACUGCUUUUAGAUUUUAUACAGCAAUAGGCAUAUAAACUGAAACCCUUUUGUAAUCUUAUGAUUUUAUCUUAUAGCAGUACUAAAUAUAUAUCAGGAAAUAUUUUCUAGACAUUCCUGGGAAAGUUUAAAGAUUUUUCUUUUACUAAAUAAAUGAUUCAGACCUGUUUCAGAUGCUUUGCAGGAAAGAAGAAACUGGAGCGCAAACCAGAACAAGGACAGAGUAUCUGAGUAUUUACAGUUUUUACAGUACAAAAGACAAAAGAUUACAGUAAAAACCUAUUUGGAAAAGUUUGUUUUAAAUUUAAUUGGGUAAUUCAUACAUCUUAACAAAUCAUAUAUUUCCCCAUCAUGAGAUUCAGGAUGGAAGAUUUAAUCUGGAGAACAUUUGAUAGGAUCUGCUGGUUUCCUUAGCAAUAUUUAUGAAUUGGUAUAAUAUGAACACAAUUGUAAGGAGUUCUACUAAUUUGAUUUAUAAUUAAUUUGAUUUAGAAUAGAAUAGAAAUACUUUAAUCCCUUCAGAGAGCCUUUUUAAUUUAAUAGGUUUUUUAAAGUGAUGUGGAUUGAAUUUGGUAAUAAAUUUACUUACGUAUAUCUUAAAGUUGCACUACUGAAAUUUGGCAGGUUUUUACACUGUGGCGUCCCCUAAGGAAGAUUAAUUUGUCAUCCAUCUUGCAUCCUGUCUCUUCCCUGAGCUCUCUCCAGCCAGUAAAAGUCAGUCUUAUGUAAACUUUUGUCUUAUCCUAUGCUCUAUCUCUUUCUCUCUUUUCCUCACUUCCUCCAAUAAUGUCCACUUGUGUUUCUUUGCUCAAAAGCCAUGCUUCAUGUUCUAAACAGCCAGUGUGUUGAUAUCCAGUUGCUGGUGAGUGAGGAAGUUCUGUAAAGUGAAAUGCAGAUGAAGCCGUGAACUGUGGUUUCUCAGCCUCAGGAUGCUGCAGGGCAAUUAUGGCUCCAGGAAUGUAGAUAAUAAAUGCCAGAGUACCAUCAAAACCAGUCAGAAGCAUAGUUUUAAGGUUGGAGAGUUUUGGAGUUUUACUUUAAAAGUGCCUUGAGAUGACCUUUGUUGUGACUUGGUGCUUCAUAAAUAAACAGAGAAAAAGGAAUUUAUAUGUAAAGUCCCAGAAUUCUGAAUUUUCCAAAGAAAUGCACACAUAAAAGUGAAUCUUCUGUUCAAAA